Molecule: messenger RNA, 3730 nt
Organism: Lagopus leucura (white-tailed ptarmigan)
Lineage: Eukaryota; Metazoa; Chordata; Aves; Galliformes; Phasianidae
Gene: AGXT2
Product: alanine--glyoxylate aminotransferase 2
Exons: 14
Coding region: 1-1494 (497 amino acids)
Biological process (GO): glyoxylate catabolic process
Cellular component (GO): mitochondrion
Molecular function (GO): L-alanine:glyoxylate transaminase activity; pyridoxal phosphate binding
Source: RefSeq, a predicted model, not a curated record
AUGGCGGGCGGGCUGGGGCGCGGCGGGCGGCUCGGCGGCGUUGUCUUUAGGCAGCAGAAAUGGAAAAGUUCUGUGUCCAUGCGGGCAAAAAUGCCUCCUUGCAACUUUGUACCUGAAAAAUACCAAUCAUAUCCAUAUGAACACAUGCUGAAGAUUCGUGAGCAGAAUAUCGCUCCUUCCCUGCGAAUGUAUUACAAGAAGCCUUUGUUGCUGCAUCAAGGACAUAUGCAGUGGCUGUUUGAUUAUGAAGGACGAAGAUAUCUUGAUCUCUUUGCUGGAAUUGUUACUGUCAGUGUUGGUCACUGCCAUCCGAAGGUAACUAUGGCUGCCCAAAAACAGCUUGCUUGCCUUUGGCAUACCACUAAUAUUUACAUGCAUCCAUCAAUCCAUGAAUAUGCUGAGAAGCUAACUUCACUUCUUCCAGAUCCACUUAAGGUGGUUUACCUAACCAACAGUGGGUCAGAAGCCAAUGAUUUGGCCAUGUUCAUGGCAAGAUUAUACACUCGGAACUUCGAUGUCAUCUGUUUCAGAGGAGCAUACCAUGGAGGCAGCCCUUACGCACUGGGAUUGACGUCUAUCGGUUCUUAUAAACAUGGUGUUGCCAAUGGCAUUGGCUGUUCAACAACAAUGUUACCAGAUGUUUUUCGUGGUCCAUGGGGAGGCAGCAAUUGUAGAGAUUCACCAGUGCAAACUGUUCGAAGAUGCAGCUGUUCUGAAGGUGUAUGUCAUGCAAACGAACAGUACAUUGAACAGUUCAAAGAUACUCUGAACACUGCUGUGCCAAAGACAAUAGCUGGAUUUAUUGCUGAACCAAUUCAAGGUAUUAAUGGAGCUGUUCAGUACCCAAAAGGUUUCUUAAAGGAAGCUUAUCGGCUAGUACGGGAAAGAGGAGGUGUUUGUAUUUCAGAUGAAGUACAGACAGGAUUUGGACGGACAGGCAGCCAUUUCUGGGGAUUUCAAACGCAUGACGUAGUCCCUGACAUAGUUACUUUAGCAAAAGGAAUUGGUAAUGGCUUUCCAAUGGCAGCUGUUGUUACAACAAAAGAGAUUGCAAAUUCUUUGGCUCAAAACCUUCACUUCAAUACCUUUGGAGGAAAUCCUUUGGCCUGCGUAGUGGGAUCUGCAGUUCUUGAUGCUAUUGAAGAAGAUAAUCUUCAAAAAAACAGCAAGGAUGUGGGAACAUACAUGUUACUAGAGCUUGCUAAACUACGGGAGAAGUUUGAGAUUGUUGGAGAUGUCCGUGGCAAGGGACUCAUGAUUGGGAUAGAAAUGGUGACAGAUAAGGACAGUCGCCACCCUCUUCCAUGUGAAGAAAUCAAUCAAAUCUGGGAGGACUGUAAAGACAUGGGUGUUCUGAUCGGCAGAGGAGGACUCUACAAUCAGACAUUUAGAAUUAAACCCCCUAUGUGCAUUACUAAAAAGGAUGUUGACUUUGCUGUUGAAGUAAUUCAUACUGCACUAGAGAAACACACGGGAAAAGCAGCUGGAAAGUAGUCUUGUUUCUUUACGAGAUGCACGUCGGACCUGAGCCUUGCUGUCCAGACUCUAAAGGAAGCAUAGUCUAAAGAUAAAAUACUUGUCAGCAUCAUAAGACUACUGUUACAGAACCAGACUUAAAAGAAUGCUCUCUACCCCAUUUUAUCAAAAUACAGGUAUUUCAGUUGCCCUCAACAAGGCAACAGGCAAUGCUAGAGGUUGGGAAUGGUCAAAACACAAUAGUUUAUUUCAGCUGCUCCUUGUUCCUUACUCUUCUACUGCUGCUUUUCUCUCACUGGUUUUCUACGCUCCAGCAGAAGUUCUCUAGCAGGCUAUAGUCCCCUUGGGUGAGGUUACAGGUUAUUUGUUCCUUUGUUCCAGCUUUGUUCCUGCUUUGUUCCUGUGUCUCCUUUGCUGCCAUUUCUUACCUACAUUUUCAGCAGAGGCAAUACAAACUCUUGCUUGAUUGAACGUUGGCAUGUGGUGGGACUGCUGCAAAGCCAGCUGUGACCAAUACAGGGGAGUCCCUGACCACCUCUUCCACGGCGUCACCUCUGCAGCUACCAGUGCCUUUUACACUCAAUUAGCAUGAGCAUACAUAAAAACCAAUAUUUCAUCAUUGUUUUAUUUUAUUUAAAUAACAAAAAUAAUCAACUGAAAAGUUUUUUUGCAGCUUAAGUCUUACCCCAUAACAUGAGAUUUCACACAAAGUCACUCUUGGGCUAGGAAGCAUUCUGAGCAGAAUGUAACUGCGUGUCUCAAACAGAGCUAAAACUUUAUCACAGUGAUACAGUGUAAUUACAACAUUAAAAAAUCUGUGCACACAAAUUGAAAGUUUCUAAUUAUGGAAAUUAUUUUUAAUGUCAAAUCCAGUCAUCAUCCCCUCCAAAAAAACAAAAAACAAACAAAAAAAACACCUCUUUGCUUUUCUUCCUGCUGCUUUUUGAUUUGUAGUUAUUUAGCAAAGAUAGGUGAAACAAAGUACAACUUUUCUAACAAUCACUUUUGAAACAAAAUUUUUGUUACCUUCUCCACUCUCCAAUAAAAGUAGCAUUGUUGUCUGUUAGCAAGAACUAUACAUUUGUCAUUUUACUUUGAUGAAAGUUUUAAUGUUUGAAUAAUUUCUUGAUCUAGUAGCAGUUCUGUUUCCACCCUUUUUUUUGAUAAGCUGAAAUGCCAGAGCAACUCAGGUAAGGCAAGAGCAUUACAUUUAGAAAAUGCAAUGAGAGAAAUACAGAAAAAGCUAGGAGUAUACUAAAAAUACCAUAUCCCCAAGUCCUCCAUGAACACUGGAUUCUCUGACUUCACUGACUGCUUGUUUUGCAAAACUCUUUUGUUCACUUGCACUCCAAACUCAGGUGUUCAUCUUUUCUUUUUGUUAAGUGUUAUUCAGAAUGAAUUAAUUACACACUUAAACAGAGACAUAAUACCAGUUCCCAUUUUGUUUUUCAUUAGGAAAUCAAAACACAUGUGGAGAGCAAUCCAUACCACCUGCCACUCUCUCCUCAAUUGGCAGCAUUGAGUGUGCAUGUACCAUGGGACAGAACCCCUGCGUGCAAGUCAACUCAUACACAUUAACACUGACACUUCAGCCAUCAUCCAUUCCUUCCCACACUUAUUCCAGGAAGGCUCAUCCACAGGAUUUCCCUCCCCAGUACAAACACCUUAGCACACAUGGUCACGUACAAAACUAACAGGGACUGUCCAAACUGUAAUUAACCAACUCUGACAUCUUUCCCCUUUUGUCCGCUGGUUAACUUGAAGGGGACACUGAGGAUGGUUACUCUUCCACUUGUGCUGCUCAUAUUUCAUUUCUGAUGGAAGAUCAAAACAGCAGAGUCCAAUCUUAGCCUCAAAUAAUUUUCUGUCUCUGUAAAGAAAACAACUGUGAUGUGGUCAAAUAAUGUAUUCCCUCUGCAUAGUUACUCCAUCCACACAAGUUUCAACAGGAAUGCUAGGCAACUCUGCAUCACUACUGCCCCUUCACCAAGACAGCUGUCAGAAGCGUAGGUCAAGUUCAGUCAGUAAAGAAAAAACGGUAAAAACAAGCAAAAGCAAAAAUUGCUCCACGAGAUAACAUUCUCCUUGUUACAUCUUCCAAAUCUUCCUUUUUUUUUCUUUUUUCCUUUUUGUUUCUUCCACCAAAACCUGGGAUUGCCUUCCCACUUUACCUUUGCACACUUUUCAAUGUUUUAGAGAAUUUUCUUGUAUGAUUCUAAAGACUGUCAGUGUAAUAAAGUUCUAUCUGUUUUUA